Molecule: messenger RNA, 1548 nt
Organism: Sphaerulina musiva SO2202
Lineage: Eukaryota; Fungi; Ascomycota; Dothideomycetes; Mycosphaerellales; Mycosphaerellaceae
Exons: 4
Coding region: 1-1548 (515 amino acids)
Source: RefSeq, a predicted model, not a curated record
AUGUCCGGCCCUCAGAUUCCACGCAUCAACACGCAGGAUAUUCAAGGCCAGGAUGUCGUCUCCAACUCAUCCGACGACCACUUCUCAUCUGCUUCUGAAGGCGAGACGGAGACGACAUCACCAAACCCGAACCAGCCGCCGCAAUCGCCCAUUCCAAUCACCAGAGUAGAAAGAGUCGAUGACACGGCCGCUCAUGGCGAAGUCCCUGGCACUCCUGCCUAUUCUCUCCGCACCCAGGAUGCAGUGCCAGACGAGAUAGAGAUUGUGCCAGAAGGGACCAGAUCAAGAAGCGCGACACUCCAAAUUGGGGGGACUCGAAGUCGAGGCAACAGCGCCGCGAGCACGAGUUCGACUGGUAGCAGACCCAUGACCCCGGGAGGAUCGCCAAUACCAAAGCUCGUUGUGGAGCGAGUGGACAACAAGCCAGCACAUGGAGAAGUCGAGGGCACAGCCGCAUACGAACAGAGACUGGCAGACGCUGCGCCAGAUGAAGUGCGGAAGGCGCCAGCUGCUGCCAGCAGUGGCGAGUAUGGUCAAUCCCAAAUAGAGCAAGACCCUGAAGAUAGGCAGGCCUGGUUCCGGAGCAUGUGGGAGGCUCAAGGAGAAGAGGACGCGCAUAAGCAGGCUGCUCCACUACAAACAGAAAAUGACGGGCAAAAUGGUGGGGCAGACGACGAUGAUGACUUUGGAGAUGAUUUCGACGACUUUGCCGAAGGUGGCGAUGAUGAUGACUUUGGAGACUUUGACAACGAACCCACUACGCCUGGGGAUGUCGAUGGCGGUAUCCCUGAUCAGUCUGUAUCUUAUGCUUUGCCAGAUACGUUGGCAGGACUUCCAACCCUUGAAUCCGGCCUCCAAGGCAAAGAGCUGCAUGAUACGUUAGCCCCAUAUCUGGAUCUCAUUUUCCCAAACACAACCUCUUCACCUCCAAACACAUCAGCACAACCACUCGACAUGUCAAACAGCUCCCCCUUCCUCUCCGAACGCUCUCUCUCUUUAUGGCAACAACUCGUCCAACCGCCGCCCAUGCAGCCUCCUAACUGGACCCGAAGCAAGAUCCGGCGCCUCUUCCUUGUCUCAUUAGGAGUUCCAGUCGACCUUGAUGAGAUCCUUCCACCCUCCAAACAAAAACGUCUCGUGCUCCCGAACAUAAACCUUGCCUCCCCUCGAGCGUCAACAACACAAACAGAUCGGCUCAAGAAUGAUGGCGCGAGCGACUCUGGUAUAAGUGUCGACAGUAAAACUGGAGCCAAAAAGAAGGCUCCGAGGAGAACUGGGACUGCAUCGAAGGGUCCAUUGCCACCUCCAGAAUUCGAUUCCAAUCGCGCCAUGCUUCUCUGCAGAACUACACAUGAAGCUAUGAUUGGCAUGGAUGAUCGGGAGAUGCAGCAUCAUGUGGCUACACUUGAGGGCUUGAAUCGGGAGGCAAGCAAAGUUUUGGAGUAUUGGCUGCAGAGAAAAGAUGAAGGGUUGAAGGAAAAGGAGGCGCUUGAGGGCGUGAUUGAGAAUCUGGUCGGAUUUGUCAAGGGAAGGAGAGGAGGAAAAUGA